Molecule: messenger RNA, 3635 nt
Organism: Fusarium vanettenii 77-13-4
Lineage: Eukaryota; Fungi; Ascomycota; Sordariomycetes; Hypocreales; Nectriaceae
Exons: 6
Coding region: 192-1805 (537 amino acids)
Biological process (GO): fructose 2,6-bisphosphate metabolic process; fructose metabolic process
Cellular component (GO): cytosol
Molecular function (GO): fructose-2,6-bisphosphate 2-phosphatase activity; ATP binding; 6-phosphofructo-2-kinase activity
Source: RefSeq, a predicted model, not a curated record
CAGCCUUCAUCCGUUCGGUUCAACUCUCACCGAGCAACAUCACUAGUGGUCGCAAUACUGUUUCGUUUCCCGGGCCUCAGAAAUCUUCGUUGUUUUUAGUCAUACGCCAGUAAUUUAACCCUCACGGGGAACGUAUCUCAUUAGCCUAGAAGUACCUUUGCCGGGAGCCCUACAGGGAUACUCGAACCGACAUGGAUACUCUCUUAACCGCUGAGAUUGCGGCCAACGCUCCUCGCUACCGCCGCAAAAGCUCAACCUUUAUCGAUGGCAUCCACGACAUUACCGAGGGCCAAGAUUUGGCCCCGGCCCAACUCUACAGUACCAUGUCGGGUCGGCUCUUUCACUCUGGUCGUAUAGCCAUCGUCAUGGUAGGACCACCCGCUCGUGGAAAGACGCACAUCUGCGUCUCCAUGGCGCGGUAUCUUGGAUGGCUUGGUGUCAAAACUCGCAUCUUUCAUCUUGGUGACUAUCGCCGGGCAACUGUUGGCCCUGAAGGAGAGAUCCCUGACGACUAUUUCUUCCCAAAUGCGUCGCCAGCUUCGGUUAUCCUGCGCCAGAAGAUCUUGAAGAAAUGCCGUGAAGAUAUUUACUCCUGGUUGAACCAUGACAAUGGACAAGUGGCCAUUUAUGACGCUGUCAACCCGACUGCCAACGGGCGACGUUCGCUUGCUAAGGAGUUUGCGAAGCAUGAUGUUCAGACCCUGUUCAUCGAGUCGUUCGUUGAUGACGAACGCAUUCUUCGGGAGAAUGCUCGUAACGUCAAAAUCUCGUCCCCAGACUUCGCGGGCAUGGAACCAGAUGAAGCUGCCAAGUUGUACCUUCAGAGGAUCGAGAUGAAGAUUCCCGUCUUUGAGACCAUGGAUGAGAAAGAGCUCAACUAUGUCAAAAUGAUCAACGCCGGAACCAAGUUCUUCUACAACAAUGUCAGCUUCAACUAUCUCUCGCACCGAAUCGUCUUCUACCUCACAAACCUACACAUCAAGUCGCGCAAGACCUUCUUUGCCCGAGCUGGCACCACAGCAGAGGAAGAUUCGUACAAGGCCGACGCCCCCUUGUCACAGGAGGGGAGAGAUUAUGCCGAGAAGAUGUCCGAGGCACUCAUACGGCAUCGUGAACAAGAGCGUCAGACGACCAUCGCCGAGGGAGGUGCAGAUGUGCCGCUGCCGCCCCUGACAGUCUGGACGUCAACGCGAAUGCGUACUGUUCAGACAUCAGAUGCCUUGAAGGAGAAGGGCUAUCGAGUCCGGCAGCGCUCGCAGCUCAGUCAGAUAAACCCUGGCGUCUGCGAGAAGAUGUCGGAGCGAAUGAUCCGCCAAAUCUAUCCCGAUGAAGUUGAGAAGCACGAACUGGACCCAUACCACCACCGCUAUCCCCGUGCAGAGUCGUACCACGACCUCGCUGUCCGGUUGGAACCUAUCAUCCUGGAACUGGAACGAGAGCAGCAUGAUCUCCUCAUCAUCGCACACGAAUCUGUGCUCCGGGUUCUAUACGCCUACCUGAUGCACUGUUCUACUAUGGAUAUCCCCAUGAUCAGGUUUCCCCGCGACGAGGUCAUCGAGAUCAUCCCGGCUGCGUACCAGAAUGAGGCAAAGCGCAUCCUCAUCCCCGGCCUGGACCCUCUCAUCGUGCCCGGCUCGCCACAGGACAUCAAGAUCCCUGUUCCGAGCAGCGGCUACGCGAGCGCGCAGUUGACGCCGAUUCCCAGCGGUAUUGGCACCCCGGUUGAUCACAGCGAGCGGCUGCCUGACAAGGUCAUCAGCACGGUCAAGGACCUGGUCGCGGACAAGGUGAACGAUGAGGACUAGUCUCUUGCAGUUCCCGUGCUUCGGGCGAGGGUGUUGAGGCAUCGAGAGAACCAAAGACUGAUGAAUCCUCGGACCCAACCCCUCUCAACGGAGAAGUACCACGAUGAUCUGCGGCCAAGGACGAGGAGUCAUUUUAGGAGUGAGCGGCAGGUUGAAUACUAUCAAAGAAAGAAAUGAUGCAUCACUGAUCACAUGAUUCGACGAGGUCGCAUCCCAGACGCUGGUCGGUUACAUCCAAAAGCAUGCAUUUUGAUAUGACAAGUCGAGCCAUGAACCUCGCCAGGUAGCCCUUCACCCUUGCUCCUUGCUUCCCCAAGCCCUCGGUUCCAGGGAGCCCAAUGAUUUCAAAGCCAGGUCAUGCUACGCUACGGAUACGGGGUCUCUCGUUUCACUCGGGUUGCAGAAACAACGUGGAAAAGCAACAUGGUGGGAGGCUGUCAAAGGUUGGGCACGAGUGAGUAAGUGAAUGCGUUGAGUGAGUUGGUGUUGGUGGAGGGUAGGUAGCAAUGAUUUGUCUGUGAGCAGGGGCAUAACCGAGAUAGCUCAGCACAUCAUCAUUCCUUGGCUACCUACCUUACCUACAGUAUGUACUUAUGAAUCCCAUCCCAUAGUUGGUUAUCUACGAAUUUUGUCUUCCAUCACGACGAGUGAGUGAUGAAUCAAUGCCUUCCCCCCCCCUUCUCGGCGGCAAAGUGCAGAAAGCCACAAGCACAAGAACAAAAAGAGUCAAACAUGUCGCAAACCCAAAAGCAAGCGCCUGGCCCGUCUCUUUUUGUGUCUCAAAUCAACGAGUCCCAAUAAAUCCCAUUGGUUGAAUUUCCUCUCUUGCUGCCAACAAAAAAGAAACAAGAGACAAAAGUUUCAAGGCAAAGGGGACGCAUCAACGGGCGGCGUGGCACGACGUUACAAGCUGACACCAACAAGUGGCUGGCGCAAAAGUCAAGAUACAACUCGAGUACACUCGUCCAGAACUCGGCCGGCCACAGGCACAGAGGUAUCAACCAGGUCGCGCGAGCACAGCGGCCUCCCGGUGCCUUGUGCCUGGGGUGGGCGGCCGGGGGAUGGACGUGUUAUUUGCCGGGAGAUGCAGGUCGCUGGAUUGGGGAAGCUUGUGUGCACAGGGGGGUCAUGUCAAGGAUGGGUGAGUGGGCGUUUAAUUGUGCUUUGCUGUUCUGUCCUGUCCUGUGCUGUAGGAAGAAGGAGUAGGACUGACGGCGGACGAUACAGGACGUGUCUUGUUGGCUGAGGCAUUACUGUCUCCCAGUCAGUCAGUCAGUCUGUGUGUCUGUCAGUCAGAGUUCCAACAAUGGAGCUGUAGCAAGUCAGAAUGAUCGACAUCUGCUCGUGGUUAACGAGAGGUCAUCAAGACGGCAGACUUGCCAUAUCUGGAAGUAGAGCUCAACUGUAAUCGACGCAGCAAGCACUAUUCCAGGCUCAACCCUCCCCCCGUCAAGGUCUUGUCUUUCGUCACAUCAUGAACAACAGCCUAGAGGAACGGCCCUCUCCCCAGCCGGGGAGCAUGGCAAAACCUCCGGGACCACCAGUGUCAUAUAUGACAGGCACCGGACCAUGUCCACUGAUUACCUGCAUAUUUCGGCCAUCCGCCACCUAGUCCAGGUUGCAAAGAUCUUCCCCUCCAAUGGCCGAAGUAACGCCCGUAGGUAGGUAGACCUCAGUUCAGUGCUGCUUGCUCGCUCGCUUCCUAGGCUUCCUCCUCACUAUGCUCUGUGCGCCGCAUGGAUCCCUCUCGUGUCCGUGACCGGGUCAUCACGGAUCAAGCUCCACGGCGACAACCUCCGACAUGGACGGCCGUGUUUUCGAGGUCAGGUC